Molecule: messenger RNA, 3598 nt
Organism: Amyelois transitella
Lineage: Eukaryota; Metazoa; Arthropoda; Insecta; Lepidoptera; Pyralidae
Exons: 6
Coding region: 208-3315 (1035 amino acids)
Biological process (GO): cell adhesion; extracellular matrix organization
Cellular component (GO): extracellular matrix
Molecular function (GO): cell adhesion molecule binding
Source: RefSeq, a predicted model, not a curated record
UGUCGCCGCGCUCAGCCAUUGCCACGGAAAUUAAAAAAAGAAUUUAAAAAAAAAAGGUUAAAGUUUAUGGCCGGUUUUUUGAAAUUUUGAAUUCGGAACUAGUGUGGUGAAAAGUGGAUUGUUUGGUGGUCAGUGUGGGAGCGUUUCAGUUGGACAGUGAGUGUUGUGUGUGAUGGUACUCUGCCGCUCUAUUUGUGAGAGUGCAGCAUGAGGGUUGUUCAGGUUCUACUGUUGGCGCAUGCGGCCUAUGCCAUUACUGGACCUAGGAUAGAAAAUGAAUUCGACAGAAGAAGACAAGUUUCACUGGAGCAUCCUGGAUUCAAUGAACAUCAGACGCGGUUUGGGCUGAGUUCACCGCUACAGAACUUCCAGCAACCAUCCCUUCUCAGCAGCCCCUCCCCAUCUCCCCUCCAAUUCCAACAGUCUAUCUUCCAACAGCCUCAACCCUCCUUCCUACCUCCGUUCAGCAGUUUUGCCCCGAACCCCAACAUCCAAACGAGUAUCGGCCUCCACAAUAAUCUCCCGUUACCAAACAAUAACGCCUUCCAGUUCACCCCAGCGCCGGCUGUCAAUGCCCCAGUUUUGCAAAACACCUUCACACAAAAUCUAAGGCCGAUAGCCCAACAACCACAAAAUAUACUCCCACAACAACAGCCUACAUUACCUACCUUCCCAAAUAAUGGGCUACAUCUUGUAUCCAACCCACAGAAUUUCAACCAAAAUCCCAACGGACAUACUAACACUGUGAAUAUAGGGCAACAGAGACCGACUCAGGCAGCUUUCUUGCCAACGAUCCCAGCCCCAGCACCCGUUAACCAUCAAGGCGCUUUCAGUCAUCCCAACCCUAUCACAAUCCAGCCAGCACCAAACCUAGCUCCUCAAAAUCACAAUCUGAAUAACGCCCAAGUUCCUUUCCAAUCGAAUUUAGGCCAACAACCAUUGUUUUCAAACGGUCAAAAUUCUCAAAUCCAAGAAUUCUUUGAUCAACAGUCACACGAAAAUUUUGAGAAAUUAAAGGAGCUCCAGGAAAGACAGAGGAUCAUUCAAAAACAUCAAGAGUUUGUGCAGAAACAACAACAGAAACAGCAAGAAAAAGUAGAGAAAUUACAUGAAGAAUUUCUAUCUAAACAAGCAACAAAAACUACUUUCCCUACCACAGAGAGUUACCAAAAUUAUUUGACAAGAACAACACAGGAUAAACGUAGGCCAAUUCUACCACAUGAACAGGAUUUGUUCAGGAAAGCUGUAGAAAUAUUUGAGAAGGAACACCCGACUACUACUACUACUACGACUACAACCACUACCACAACACCAGCACCUGCACCCAGAUACAAACCUAGACAAAAACCAAAGCCUAGAAACCCACCUCAAGAUAAAAACAAACAGAAACUGUACAAUGAAAUCAAAAAUCUUUUAGAAGAAAGUGAAACUAAAGGCUUUGAUGACAGUUUAAGAGCAAAAAGUGUUGCGUUAUUACAAAAACCGGAUAUCUUAAAGCAAUUGAAGGUAGCAUUAGCGGAAAACCCAGAAGAUUUCAGCGAAAAGAACUUCUCGUCUCGAGAAAUCUCUUUAAAUGGCCAGAAGUUCGAAGUAAUUAGAACUACUAAUCCAAAUUUAAUCCCCAAGGGUGCAAUAUCGGCUGAGGGAGCAAACUUAGCCCAAAUAAUGGCUGCAGCGGCGACACCUGAACCACAAAAAGAGAGUCGUAUUUCAUUCGACGAUUUGACAAAAGGUGUACUGCCUCCUGGCGCCAACUUCGAACUUAUCAAACAAAGCGAUAAUGGUAAACUAGAAGAAGUAUCAAAAAUUCCAAGUACUCUUCAAAAUAAGAAAAAGGUUACCUUCGUUUUUCUUGAGGAGCAAGAUGACGGGUCGUUCAAAGUGAAGGGCGUCAAAGCCAACGGCCAGCAGACUGAAGAAGGGCCAGAAGUAGAAAAUAUUUUAAACAAAAUAAAGAAAGGUGAAAUCCAAUUACCUGGAAAGCUAUCGAACAGCGUGUAUAGCUCAACAACAGCUAGCCCGAGUCCAUCUUCCGUCACACCUGAUUACAUUGCGGAGUCUUCUCAUCACCCUUCUAGUUACUCGAGUUUUGUUACUGGUACUACGGUUCCCCACAACGCAGUGAGUGUCACUACAUCAGCACCAAUUUCAUAUCGCAGCACUGUAAGCCAGUCAACGAGAGGCACGCAGCAAACUCAGACGUUCUCCCCAUCUACGAGAAUUGUAUCAACAACGGAAAGAUAUUCAAAAUCAACGUCGCCUAGCUUCGACUUUACGUUGGGAAGAAAUAACAACAGUCCCUCCGUCAAAUCAACAUUCCCAAGCUCGACCUUUUCAAGUAUCUCAAGUUUAAGCACCACGCCAUCUUAUUCUAGGUCUCCAGAAGACCUUGUUGUCAUAGGAUCAAGUACACUUUCACCUUUGCUGGAUCAAAGUCAUUUAAACUUCGCGAGACAAUCUAAUCCUGGAUUGGUAGAUAUAUUGAAAGAAAAUGGACUCUUCGCUACCGCAAAGUACUUGCGUCAGUCUGGUUUGGACACGAUUUUGAACGAGACCGGGCCGUAUACAAUCUUCGCUCCAACCGACAAGGCGUUUAGAACACUAUUGGUACAACUCGGCGGACCUGACAAGGCUGAGGAAAAGUUCCGGGACAACCCCAGGCUUCUCAGUGGACUUCUUCUCCACCACGUGAUCCCUGGUGCCUUCGACAUUGGUUCUCUCCAAGACGAGAUGACCGGGGUCUCAUUGGCCGGCACACAACUCAGAGUUAAUCAGUACGAUAUGCAUGAUGUGGAGUGGAACGAAGUCAAAGUCACCACCAUCAACGGAGCCAGGGUGUUGGAAGAGAAAAAGGACAUACAUAUUCCACAGGGCAUAGCGCACGCCGUGGACCGGGUGAUGUUCCCGCUGCCUGUCGGAGACCUGGUCCAGACCCUGCAGGCCGACCGGGACAGGAGGUUCACCACCUUCCUCAAGGCGAUAUACGCUAGUGGAUUCGCUGAUACUCUCGCAGAGAGUAAAACCUACACAAUAUUCGCGCCAACGGACACAGCAUUCGCGCGGCUACAACCGGCUGAACUAUCGCGGUACUCGGACAAGGCGGCUGCGCGUGCGCUGGUAGCAAGGCACGUGCUACCCGGGACGUUAUACAGCGCGGGCAUGCGGUACUACCAGCUGAGAAAUUCUAUGGAAGACGCUAAGCCGCUGACGCUGCAGAAGAAUGCUGGUCGCAUCAAAGUGAACAACGCCCAAGUGAUAACGCACAAUAUUCCUGCGACGAACGGCGUUAUCCACGCGAUCGACAACAUCUUGUAGACCAGCUCCGUACUCGGGUCCCCUCGCUAAGUUAGCUUCAGUGAAGCUACCUUCAUUCCUUGAAGUCCGUUCGCUUAGUAUUACUUAAGUUUAUAUACUGAUCGACAUUCUGACUAGCUCCGCUCUCGGGUCCACUCGCCAAGUUAGCUUCAGUGAAGCUACCUUCAUACCUUGAAGUCCAUUCGCUUAGUAUUACUUAAGUUUAUAUACUGAACGACAUUCUGACUAGCUCCGCACUCGGGUCCUCCCGCCAAGUUAGCUUCAGUGAAGCUACCUUCAUACC